Boleophthalmus pectinirostris (great blue-spotted mudskipper) is the source of this 4522-nucleotide messenger RNA. RefSeq names its product ectonucleoside triphosphate diphosphohydrolase 5-like. The record is from RefSeq and is a predicted model, not a curated record. Gene Ontology annotation, molecular function: UDP phosphatase activity; GDP phosphatase activity. Gene Ontology annotation, biological process: nucleoside diphosphate catabolic process. Bases 449 to 1756 code for a protein of 435 amino acids. The transcript has 14 exons. NCBI's taxonomy places the organism in Eukaryota, Metazoa, Chordata, Actinopteri, Gobiiformes, Gobiidae. Gene Ontology annotation, cellular component: membrane.
UUUUUAAGAUUUACUUGAAGAAUGACCUGAAACUUUUUGCUAGCUCACUCAUGUCUUUUUUGAAUGUUUUUUUUUCUAUGCAAUUAUUUUUGUUUUCAUGUGAACAGUGUACCUUUGUAAAGUGCUAUUUUUGUUUAUAAAAAAAAUAAAUCUGGGAAAAAAAUAAAUAAAUAAAAAAUCAACAGCACUGACGUAAUUACGCUACAGCUGCGGCACCGGUGACGCGCUCAUUAACAACAUUCUCAGUCCAAUCACGGAUCUAUGAGUCCACUCCGUCUUCAAGUCAAUUUUUUAAAACUCUAAACUUCCCCGUACACGUGUCUAUAUUACAUUUGACACGGGCCAGUUGUGCUUUAGUCAUGUUCAAGCAAUUAGGUGCGGUAAAAUGUAAGUUAACGCUAGCAUUCAGCAGCAGCUAGCGUUAGCGGGUGAGGCCAAAGGUGUGAAGAUGGAGGCAGUCACGGUGGUGCUCCUGCCCCUGCUCCUCUGCUCUCUCCCUGGGCACAGUGGAGCUCAGGCUGGGUCCUCUCUCCUGGAUCUAACCCACGGCAUCAGCAGCCUCCUGCCCAGCCUCAGCAGACCGGCCAACCACAGCCGCAUCAGCUACGCCGUGAUGUUUGACGCAGGGAGCACAGGGACGAGAAUACAUGUUUACACCUUUAUACAGAGUGACACAGAUAAGAUGCCUAUUUUGGACAAUGAGAUGUUUCAGUCUAUAAAGCCUGGUUUGUCUGCCUAUGUCGACUCUCCUGAAAUGGCUGGACACACAGUGAGGAUGCUGCUGAAAGUGGCCAAACGAACAGUGCCCCGUGUGGAGUGGAAGAGAACUCCAGUGGUGCUCAGAGCCACAGCGGGACUGAGACUUCUGCCACAACAGAAAGCACACGUUCUUUUAGAACAGGUUCAACAUGUGUUUGACGAGUCUCCUUUCUUGGUCCCAGACAACAGCGUCAGCAUUAUGGAUGGUACAAAUGAAGGAAUCCUGGCGUGGAUAACAAUGAACUUCUUAACAGGUCACUUGUCAUCUCCACAAAAUCAGAAGACCGUAGGAAUCUUAGAUCUGGGAGGGGGGUCCACACAGAUCACUUUUCUGCCAAAACUCCGGAAAACCAUUGAGAGUGUCCCAAGUGCAGAUUACGUUGCCAGAUUUCACAUCUUCAAUUCAUCGUUUGAGUUAUACACACACAGUUACCUUGGAAACGGGCUGAUGGCGGCGAGGCUGGCAGCGUUGGGAGCUCUGAGGGCAAAAGGGUUGGAGUGGCAAGUUUUUAAAAGUUCCUGUUUGCCAAAGAAGUUCAAAGAUGAGUGGAGCUUUGGUGGUCUGACCUAUCAAGUGAGCGGAGAUCCAGAAGGCCUGUCUGGAUACAAGCCCUGUUACCUGGAGGUGCAGAAGGUUGUGAAGGGGGUCAUACACCAGCCCCACGAGCUCCAGGAAUCCAGCCUCUUCUUCGCCUUCUCCUAUUACUUUGACAGAGCAGUAGAUGCAGGACUCAUUGAUGGAGACCAAGGAGGAAGACUGGAGGUCAGAGAUUUCAAGAGAAAAGCAAAAGAGAUCUGUAAUAAGAUGAGCUCGUCCCCUCCAAGUGGUCCUUUCCUCUGUAUGGACCUGACCUACAUCACCGCUCUGCUCAAAGACGGCUUCGGCUUCAAGGAGACCACAGCGCUGCAGUUGACCAAGAAAGUGAGAAACGUGGAGGCAAGUUGGGCUUUGGGCGCCAUUUUGGAUCAUCUCCACAACAUGAAGAAGCUCCACUGACAAAAAGAGACCCUCCCAAACCCUGAAACCUGUGUCUGAGGCUCAACAGUGAACAGAAUCAAGUAAUGUACACUAAAUAUCCACACGGGGAAGGCAAUAAUGACUAAAUACGUGGUUCUCAGUCUGUAGUACAUGGAGUUCUCUCUAGUUCUUUUAUUUAAUUUAUUUAGAAUUUUUAUUUUAUGCAUAUUUUUCCUCCUUUGGGUUAGCCUUUGUUUAGAACUAUUUUACCCUACUUAGUCUAAUUUAAAUGGACUAUGGAACUUUUUUGGUGGAGGGACUGCCUCUUGCUUUUUUCCUUGGAGAUUUUAUUGCAUUGCAUGAAAUAAAUAUGGCAUUCAGUAUGGCUUAUACAUCUAUAUCAACAAGAUAAUUCAAUAUAGAUAAGUUGAAGUUAACAUUCAGGUCAGAUCUGUGGAGAGUUUAAUGUCAUAGAGUGGAACAUCAGGCUAAGCAAUAAUAUCUCCAUGGUGACUAGCAAGUGGCAGACAGUCCAGCAAAAAAAGUUACCUAGUGCAACUUUAAAUCUGGUUAGAUCUGGUGAUAUUCGAGUCAAGAGGUCAAAUAGGUACUUGGUGUGAAAAGUUACAAAAUUCUCUCUUUAAGUCUUGAUAAUUAAACAUUAGUAAGAUGCAGAUUUUUGCAGUUCAUCAGGAAUGUGCUGCUAAAAUGUCCCUGUAAAAGUUCAGUUAUCGCACUAAACAUGAAUGAAGCCAAGAAUGAACCAUAACAGGAACAUGAGAUGACCAUGAAAUAUCACUCUCGAGAUUUGACGUCACUUCCGGGUCUGGCCAGAAACUUCACAGCUGAUUUCAAGCUUUGUUUUUGUUCCAUAUUCAAACAAGAGACAGCUACCUUUCUAAAGUGUACAUUUAACCACAAAUUGUUUACAAUUUCAUCUUUAUUUUAUACAUUUAAAUUUUUCUGAAUCAUCUGAUGGACCCAGAAGUGACAUCGCACUUAACAACUCGAUGUGCAUAUUUAGAAGAUCGUACAGUAAGUUUAUGUUCUCAACCGUUUUUGAAGAGUUUUUUUUUUUUUAAACCGUUCUUAUUCUUGACAAUUGUUAUUUUUGUUCUUUUAAAAACUAUAGUUUAAAAAUUCUCUGGCUAAGACUAUGAAUCGUCCACCUCUAAUAAUAAUGUAAUGUUUUUUAUUCUCACCAGACACUGUUACAUUAUAUUUGUGAUUUUAUAACUGCGGUCUUUCUGGUGCUGUACUCUGGUCUGUUACAUUUUAGCUGAAAAUUGCACAUGACAAAAAUGAAAAUCUACACUGGUUAAUAUCUGAGGAAACUGGUUUUAAGGUAAUACUAUACUGAAUUAAAGGGAAUUAUUAACUUGGUAAUUUAGACUAAAAUAUAUUUGGCUGUGGAAAUUCUAAGCUUCAUAGGAUUCAUUAUUUAAACAUUCAAACUAACUCUUCAUUGACCAAAACUCAAAUUCAAUCAGUUGUACCAGAUUUUUCCCAUCUUAAAAACGGAACUAGUUCAUUUUAAACAGUUUGCAGUGGUCCAAAGUUACUCCUCAAUUACCUUAUGCAUUCUGAGCAUCCUAAUUAUUCACCAUGACGAGUUUAUAAGUGCUUUUCACAACUCUGAGAGACCAGAACUGAGUCACGGUAAUGCUAGGCUUGUCACGAUAACACAUGUUGAAGCACGAUAUAUUAGAUUAUAACAGAAAAUGAUAAUACUGAAACUACUUUAUGCCACGGACACAAAAACAAAGCAAGAUGAUCCCAGUAAAACAUUUUUAAAUAGUCUGUAUCAUUAAAAGGUCUGAGCUGCAACAAAUUAACAGCAGAAUGAACAAAUAAUUAGUCACAGAAGUUAUGUAUUCUACUCUCUCCAGUUUAAAUCUCACCCUAUUACAAAAAAAAUAACAAAAAGCUUCCCAACUUCUGCAAAGAAAUGGUACACACGAUAAAUAUUGAGCCCCAAAAUAUAUUGUUCCAGUGAUCAUACAUUGAACGAUAAAUCAAUAUGGUUAUUAUCGUGACAGGCCUAGGUAAUGCUAACCACGCACUUCCUGAUUAUCUGACAAUACAACGUUUUAUAAUGCAGAUGCCGCACAGAAGACUUAUUCUGACUCCAAGAGCUGCUUAUACAAUAUAUCUAUACUGGUGCAAGACAAAUUUUGCUCAAUACUUGGGAAGAAAUCAGGUACAUCGCCUUUUUUUGAAUUAGUAAUUUUAACCAAUGUACAUUUUCAUUUUUUGUAGUAACAAGCGUUUUAAAGGUGCACUGUGUAACUUUUCUGGUGGAGGGUCUGCCAUUUGAUGUCUCCAUGGAAAUGUUACUGCUUUAUCUAGAAUGUUCCACAAUAUAGACUGAACCCGUAUCUAUCACGAGGAAGACAAACAGGUUACAGCAGUUCAGAUCUGUGGAGUGUUGUCCCUAUUCACAGAAGGAAUUAUUGUAUUUUUGAACAAUAGAAACAUCUGUAAUGAAUAAACACUAGAUGGAUAUGUUUAAAGUCACACCAUGGAAUAUUCUAGGCAAAGCAAAAACAUUUCCAUGGAGACGAGCAGAUGUAGGACCCUCCACCAGAAAAGUUGCACAGUGCACCUUUAAUGAUGACAAGAUGGCCGACAUGGCACAUAAUUCAGUCUUACCUCUUCGGUUACAACAGUGAAGCACAAAACGAUGCAUGGUUCUUAUAUUUAUAGAGACUUUUUAACCCGUGUUGGAUUUCUUUGGAAGGAAAUGGCUAUUUGUAAAAACUAUUUGUACUUGACAAAAUAAAAGCAUUAUUAUUGUACUACUAA